CCGGAAAAUUCAUCCUAGAGUAGCAAUUUUUUCAGCUAGCAUCUCGUAUUCGGCAUUCACUUUCUGAUUACCAAUGUCAACUAAACAACCCUACCGGAAAAUUUACAGUUUAUGCAGUUUUCAACCCAUAUAUCUAUUAACAAACAAAACAACGCCUCUCUUUCCCCUCCCCAUACAAAACUAUCAUCGCCAAACGCACACAAAAUCCGACGACUUCGCUGCCAAUGCUUGUGAGGAGAACGCCGCAUUGAAAGUGCAGACCCUUCUCAAGAUUGAAGCACAAAAAUCAGUGAGUGACAUAUUUCAAUCCCUCAGCCAAUGCAACUUUACACUAUCUGAAGAUUUCAUUCUUGACGUGCUUAAACGGCACCGUUCUGAUUGGAAACCAGCUUUUACGUUCUUCAAAUGGGUAUUAGCAGGUGGGUAUUCACCAAAGACUGGAUCUUUCAAUGAAAUUCUUGAUAUACUUGGGCGAAUGAGGCGUUUUGAUGAACUCAACCAAGUGCUCGACGAAAUGUCUAAGAGAGGAUUAGUUAAUGAAAGAACUUAUGGCAUUGCGAUUAAUAGAUAUGCUGCAGCCCAUAAAGUUGAAGAUGCAAUAGAGUUUUUCUAUAAGAGGAAAGAUUUGGGUUUGGAGCUUGAUCUUAUUGCUUUUCAGACGCUUCUCGUAUGUUUGUGUCGAUUCAAGCACGUUGAAGCUGCUGAAUUCUUGUUUCACAAUAAGAAAAAUGAGUUCAAGCAUGAUAUAAAGACGCGUAAUAUCAUUCUGAAUGGAUGGUGUGUUUUGGGGAGUUUACGUGAGGCAAAGAGGUUUUGGAAUGAUAUUGUGACUUCAAAGUGUAAGCCGGAUAAGUUUACGUAUGGGAUAUUCAUCAAUUCUCUAUGCAAAUCAGGGAAAAUAAGCACUGCAGUGAAGUUGUUUCAGACAAUGUGGGAGAAAGGGUGUAAGCCGGAUUUGGCAAUUUGCAAUUCUAUUAUUGAUGGAUUGUGUUUCAAGAAGAGAAUUCCUGAAGCUUUAGAGAUUUUCCGUGAAAUGAAUGAAAGAGAUUGUUUACCUGAUGUUGCCACUUAUAAUUCGUUGAUCAAGCAUUUAUGUAAGAUCAGGAGGAUGGAGAAGGUUUUUGAGCUUUUAGACGAGAUGGAAACGAAGGGAGACGGUUGUUUGCCAAAUGCUAGAACUUAUGGUUACUUGUUAAAUUCCGCCAAGACACCUGAGGAAGCUAUUGGGAUUUUGGAAAGGAUGAAUAAAAAUGGAUGUAAAAUGCUUGGGGAUACCUAUAAUUUGCUGUUAAGGUUGUUUAUGAGCUGGGAUAAUCAAGAAAGAGUAAAGAGUACAUGGGAUGAGAUGGAGAAGAGUGGACUAGGACCUGAUCAACGAUCGUAUACAAUUAUGAUUCAUGGUCUUUUUGAAAGGGGAAGAUUAGAGGAUGCUUUGUGUUAUUUCAAUGAGAUGAUAUCAAAGAGUAUGGUGCCAGAGCCAAGGACAAAUUUGUUAGUGGAUGCCAUGAACAUCAAGCUAAAGGAGAAAAGAAAAGAGUUGGAGAAGAAGGAAAUGACAAAAAAGGGAAGGAGUAAUGAGAACACUAGGUAAUGCAUGCUACAAUAAUUAUUACUAUUAUAAUCUUGCUUGACAUGCUAUUGGCUUGCUUUAGAAUGAUGACAAAGGCACUUAGAAUGUUUUCCAGAAUAUAGCAAAUCGAGAAAUCAGGGUAUCUGAUCACUGCGUGUUAAUGCAAUCAUGUUAUAAUUAAGCAAUUAAUUGGAUGGUGAUAAUUUGGAGUGAACUUUUUGUGUGUAACAAGUUUUCUACACUCUCAUAUAGGUAUCCCUAAGAAACAAACUUGGAGAUAUAAAAGCUUGAUAGCAUUAUUUUUCCAAUCUUUUCAUAUUAUAACCAAUGCUCGUCCAUAUUAGUCUUCAAUUUGGAAGUUAUAUUCUUUGAGAAAACUGCUCAGCAAGUUUUACCUGCCCGGAGCUGGAGAAGUGAUUGGGGCUAAAAGUAGCAUUUGCUGGUUAACUGCCUUGAGUUGCAGAACUGGUAAUGUGGAUUGUGGGUUCACUGAACAAUGUCCUGUGGUUCACUUGUCCCCCUUUCAACUCGAUAAUUGUGGAGGAAGUAGAAUAAACAAUCUUGUUCACCUUACAUGAUUCGUGGUCAUAUCAACAGUGGAAGAUAAGAUGACAGAUUGGAUCAUCUCAAUGAGAUGACAUUUACGGGUUGGUGCUUGGAGCAAGGACAAAAUUCUGGAGGAUGCUGCAAGAAAUUUAUGGGACAAUGAAAGAGGUUUAGGAAACAGAAGAAUGAGAAGUUGAAUAAGAAUGAAAAAGGGUAGGUGAUCCGUGAAUGGUGCACUAGAGCUAGUUUUGUAUGAUAUCCUCUUUGCUUUCAUAAGAAUGUAAACAUCAAUUAAGAAUCUUUGAGGCAUCUCUUUUGAUGUAUUUGCUAAAGCAAAGAAGCCUCAUCAGCUUAUUAUAUGCAGCGGCACAGACAAAUUUAUUGCCCAUUGGUUUUGUUUCAGACACUCAGCUAUGUGACUAAUAUAGUUGGCUUCUCUAUCUGUGAAA
Messenger RNA from Nicotiana tabacum (common tobacco), 2565 nucleotides. RefSeq names its product putative pentatricopeptide repeat-containing protein At3g15200. NCBI's taxonomy places the organism in Eukaryota, Viridiplantae, Streptophyta, Magnoliopsida, Solanales, Solanaceae. The record is from RefSeq and is a predicted model, not a curated record. Gene Ontology annotation, molecular function: protein binding.